This is a messenger RNA of Austrofundulus limnaeus, 1545 nucleotides long. Its product is annotated as glutamic acid-rich protein. The record is from RefSeq and is a predicted model, not a curated record. Lineage: Eukaryota; Metazoa; Chordata; Actinopteri; Cyprinodontiformes; Rivulidae. The transcript has 6 exons. Bases 335 to 1519 code for a protein of 394 amino acids.
AAUGGGCUUCCAUAAAAGCCUUUAUAAUUGCACAUAGCUUGUCUUUAAUAUUGCCAACACGUGUACAGUAGAUGCUACAUGUUGGGUCAUUUCAGCCUGAGGGGGUAAUUAUUUGGACAGUUUGUACAACAACACGAGUGAUGAGAUCAGAUUUACUGCAGAGUUCUGUUAACAUCAUGAAUCCACCUGACCUGCUGGCAGCAGACUGGGCUUUGAUCUGGAUUCAGUCACCUGACACACCACGGCUCGGCUCCACCUCAGCGGGUGUGUGAAGAGGAUCCAGCCCCAUCACUUCAAGGUUAUCUCCUGCAGGAAGCUCCAGUUUUUGGGUCCUAUGGGAACUCUGAUAACCGCGCUGUUCCUCUGGGCUGCAGCCGGAGUGGGAAGCCGGCCAGUAACCUCACCCCUUAAUGAUGCAAAGGUUGAAUGCAUUAUUCAGGAGACCCUGAAUGAAGAUGGGUCACACCACAUGUGUGGAUCACGGCUAGCAGAGGAACUUGAUGAAGUGCAGAGACAUCAGGGUCUUCUCAGAGAGCUGCAGAGUUUGGCUGAUGAUGAGAGAGAGAAGGAGCGGAGAGAUGAGUACAGACUGGCUGAUGAUGAGAGCGACUUUGAGGAGAGGGAUGACCAGGAGGAGGAGGAGGAGGAGAGUGACGCUGGAAGAAAGACAGAGGAGGAUGAAACCAAGACGAAGAUGACAAAGGAGCCACAAGCUGAAGGUACGGAUGAUGAUGAGGAGAGAGAAAAGGAGCUUGAGGAUCUGCUCGGAGAAGGGCCCACUAAGAACGGUGAAGAAGAAGAUGAAGAAGAAGGAGGGUCCAACAAGGAGCUGGAUGAGCUGAAACUGAAGCAACAGAAGACUGAGGAGGAGAACCCUAAAGGAGCGGAGCUAAAGAAGAACGUGGAGGACAAGAAGGUGACGCAGGACAAAGAAGACACAGAGGAUUUGGAGGAGCAGAGGAGGAAGAAUGAGGUGGAGCUGAUGGUGGAGAAGGAGAAGGUGGAGAAGGAGCUGAAGGAGCUGCUCAGUGAGCAGGACAACAGGAGCCAGCCAGAGAAGGAGAAGGAGAGGAAGGAGAAGCAGGAGGAGCUGGACGAGCUCGUCAGAAAGAUGAAAAGGGUGCAGGAGGAGGAGCGGGAGGUGCAGGCUGGCAAGAAAGAAGACAACACGACUGAAGAGAAGGAGGGACAGGAGGAGAAAACAACAGAUGACAAAAAGGAGAACAAAGUUAAGAAGAGGAGCGACGUGUCGGAGGUGAAGGAGCCGCAGCAGAAGAGAGUGAUGGAGAAAGCCAGCGAUGAGGCCACACGGCAGUUUGAACGUGAGAGGUACAAGGAUGAGGAGGAGGAGGAGGACAGGGAGGGAGAGGAAGAUGAGGACGAAUAUAUUAGGGAAGAUGAGGAGGAUGAAGACAAAGAGGAUGAAGGAGACACUGAAGAAGAUGGAGAGGAGCUCUUGGAGAUUGAAGCGGAGUUGCGUAAAGUUGCCGCAGAGCUGAGGGAGCUUCGCCGAGGAUGAAAGUUACGCACAAUCCCCCAAACAGA